Messenger RNA from Klebsormidium nitens, 1430 nucleotides. The record is from the annotation of a GenBank genome assembly. NCBI's taxonomy places the organism in Eukaryota, Viridiplantae, Streptophyta, Klebsormidiophyceae, Klebsormidiales, Klebsormidiaceae.
ACAGGAUUUAGGUUGCUGUUACGGAUUUUGCUCGCAUCCGAGGAGGACGACAUGCCCUGCUAUGAUUCUGAAGACGUUCAAUUUCAAAGUUCAACUUGAAGGAGGCCACAUUCUUGGGACCCACAGACCGUCCACCCACUAGCUGCCUCUCCAAUGGCUUCUGCAGCUGCCCACGCGCGUCUUGUGUCGAGCUCUUUCUCCGGCCUUGCCCUGCCAGAACGACACGGCGGGCCUUGGCCAAGCCGGCCUUGUCCAUGCCGGGCGGUCAGAGCGGCGGCCCCCCCACAGGAGGGGCAUGCCCGGACUGCUCAGGGUCGGCCGCAGGGCGUACAGAGGGGGCUUGCAGCCACGCUGGCAGCGGCAGUGCUCCUGGCAGGCUCCCCGGCACUGGCCGACCUCAACAAGUUUGAGGCGGACACCCGGGGCGAGUUUGGCAUUGGGAGCGCAGUGCAGUAUGGCUCCGCCGAUCUCAAGUACACCAAGCAUGCCAACGAAAACUUCAGGAGGGGCAACUUCACGUCAGCCGACAUGCGGUAUGCGGACUUCAGUGGGUCCAACUUUGUGGGUGCCUACCUCGAGAAAGCGGUGGCUGCCGGCACAAACUUCGAAGGAGCGGACCUCACUGACACCUUGAUGGACAGAAUGGUUUUGAAUGAGGCCAAUCUGAAAGACGCGCUGCUAGUACGGGCAGUACUAACCCGUUCCGAUUUUGGGAAGGCCAAGAUUGAGGGGGCCGACUUCAGCGACUCGGUGCUCGACCUGCAGCAGAAACAGGAAUUGUGUAAAUACGCGAGCGGGACCAAUCCAGUGACCGGGAUGGAGACGCGCAAGAGCCUGGGCUGCGCCAACAAGCGCAAGCCCGCGUACGGGACACCGUCCGCUCCCGAGCUCAGUGGACCAUCAAACAAGUUCCUGACCCGGGAUGGCUUCUGUGACGAGGCAUCAGGGCAGUGCAAGAUGGGGAGUCUCAAGUAAAAGGUGCACGGAAUAGCAUUGGCACAAGACAGCAAGGAAGCUGCUCUGGGCCUGGUGAAGGUUGACCAAAGAGUUGAGCUCACUGCGAGUUGGUGUCAAAGUAUGUGGGCCCGUCUCUGGGUUACAGGUUGUAGAGCAGUGCGUGUUGUGUAUUCUUCAUCGGCACAGUUACUAAUUUUCGAGUUUUGCUUGAGCGAAAGGGGUAAUGUGGGCAUGCAAGCCGGAGUAGUAGCAUUGAAGCUUCUGACAGUCUAGCUUUAGGUUACUUAACCAGGUAAACCAGGUGUUCGAGGAAAGUCCUUCCCGGUUUUGUCGGUUAGGCUGCUUGACAGAACGGGCUGUACCACGAUCUUGCACAUUACUGCAACUGGUUGCUGCCCCCCGGGGCUCGUGAACGAACGAAUUUGUCAUCGAUCAUUGUACCAACGUGAAUGAAGAGCUUUUUGCAACGUGAA